AUGGCAGAACAGCCGGGACCCAGCCGCCCCCCGGACACGGGACCCCUGGAGCUGCCAGAAAGUGAGCUGUUUUUCCUCAUUGCAAGAUAUCUUUCUAAUGGACCAUGCCAAAAAUCGGCACAGGUGCUGAUACAGGAGAUUAGUGACAACAAGCUUCUACCCAAGAGAGCUGAUUGGCUCGGUAAUGAACACGAGCGAACCUUUGAGGAGAUGAUUACCAUCAAUGACUGUUUAGCGCCAAACCAUCUCCUGAACAUGUGCCAACAUCUAACAUCUGUCCUCGACAAGGAGAUUCCAUCAAACCUUCCAAAAACCAGCUCUUUCCUUGGCGUUGGAAAGCAGUCGGCUCUGCGCACCAAAGAUGUUCACCAGAACAGUCAGUGGAACAGCCAUAAACUGGCCGCUCUUCGUGGAGGAAAAUCCUUCAAGAUGCCUCUUAAUAUGAAAUGUCCGCCAAACGUUGAGGAAGUACAUCGCAGCAAACACUUAAACGGCGCUCUCAACUUCAAUGCCGCCGUUCCUGUGAGCAUGUACAACCGUCUGGCGAUGCAUAAGAAGAUUCUCGGGCACAUCACUGCCGUGUACUGCGUUGCGUUUGACCGCACCGGAAGACGAAUUAUCACCGGUUCCAAUGACUACCUGCUGAAGAUCUGGUCGGCAACAGAUGGACACCUCAGGACUUUAAGGGGACAUUCUGCUGAAAUCUCUGAGAUUGCUGUAAACUACGAGAACACCCUCAUCGCAUCAACCAGCUGCGAAAACAUCAUCAGAGUUUGGUCCCUCAGGACUUGCGCCCCGGUCGCUGUACUUCAGGGUCAUUCGGCUUCUAUAAAUGCACUUAUCUUUAGCCCCUUGGUCAAAGGCUCAGUCAGAUACCUGGUGUCUGCCGGGGGCGAUGCAACAAUUUGCCUUUGGCAGUGGGAUGUCAACAAUUUACAGUUCAAUCCGCAUCCUUUGAAAUUCAUUGAAAGAUCUGGACCAGGAGCCAAAAUCCUUUGCUGCUCCUGCAGCUCUGGGGGUAUGUUCCUGGCUGCUGGCGGAAGCGAUCACGCCAUUAGAGUUUACUAUUUUGGUUCCAAAGCUCCCGAGAAGAUCACAGAGCUCGAAGGCCACUCGGGUGUUGUUGAUACCAUCCAAUUCUCAAACCAAGGAGAGAGGUUUGUAAGUGGCAGCUCUGAUGGAACAGCACUGGUCUGGAAGCGAGACAAACACGGAUGGAACAGCAUUGUUCUGGAUAUGAUAGAAAGCCUCGGUGAAAGAUGCGAAGAGGACAGGUUUAUGAAGCAAAAGGUUUUAACACUCGCUUGGACUUGCUCAGAUAGUAUGAUCAUCGCAGCCACGAGCGCUCAUUUUUUGAAAGUUUGGGAUUCGCUGAACGGAAACCUGCUUCACGUUUUGACCGGUCACCAAAAUGAUGUUUAUGUGCUGGAGCCUCAUCCGAAUGAUGAACGUAUUUUGUUAUCAGCUGGGCAUGACGGAAACGUGUUUUUAUGGGACACUGAAAAGGGCGUGAUGGCAAAACGCUACUUUAACAAGAUUCAAGACGAAGACGAAGGCUUCGGAGCCAUAUUGGAUUGUAAAUUUUCUCCUGACGGACAAUACUUGGCCGGUGCGGACUCGCAUGGACAUGUCCUGUUCUUUGCCUUUGGUUGCAAUUCACCAUACGCAAAGGUUCCAGAUCAAAUGUUUUUUCAUACUGACUAUCGCCCACUAUGUCAAGAUGACAGGAACUUUGUCCUCGAUGAGCAGACCCAGCUGGCUCCCCAUCUUAUGCCACCACCAUUCCUUGUGGAUCUGGAUGGAAAUCCUUACUCACCAUCACUUCAGCGCCUGGUACCUGGCCGGGAAAACUAUGUAGAGGAGCAUUUGGUCCCCUUGAUGGGAUAUGUUGAAACACGCUCUGGGGAGAUAUCGGAACAAGUCGUUGACCAGCUGAUGCACAAUAACCAGCUACAGCAAAGAGGGUCUAGGAGUUCCCCUGUGCCAGAGCGCUUUGUGAUACCACCUUUACCAAGUGCGGAAUACAAGAACGAUAUCUUUUAG
Molecule: messenger RNA, 2043 nt
Organism: Spea bombifrons (plains spadefoot toad)
Lineage: Eukaryota; Metazoa; Chordata; Amphibia; Anura; Pelobatidae
Product: bromodomain and WD repeat-containing protein 1-like
Biological process (GO): regulation of cell shape; cytoskeleton organization; regulation of transcription by RNA polymerase II
Cellular component (GO): nucleus
Molecular function (GO): protein binding
Source: RefSeq, a predicted model, not a curated record